AUGGAACUGUUGAACAAAAGUGUAGACUUUGCAAAGACGAAGAAAAAAUGGGUUCUUGUUUUGGGGGCGCUGGGGUUCACUGGUUAUGGUGCGUACAGGGUUUACAACUUGCCUUCUGUUGUUAAGAAGAGGCAAAGAUUGUUGAAACUGUUGGGUGCAUUCAUUUCUGUAGCUGAAAUGGUGUCCGAUUCAGCUGAGGGAAUUGGGAUUGUUUCAAAAGAUUUGAAAGAGUUUCUGGGGUCGGAUUCUGAUCAAAUUCCUCAGAGUUUGAGGCAAAUUUCUAAAAUUGCUAGGUCCGAUGAAUUUUCCGAGUCGGUAACUAAGAUCACAAGAGCUUUGACAGUGGGAAUUCUGCGAGGAUAUCAACAUGAGAUGAUGAAAAAUUGUACAUCUUUGAAUGGUGAUCCGGGUUUCUCCGACAGGGUUAUGGAUAAGUUGUUUUCGGAUUCAGGCUCUGGUUUUGCUUCUGUAGUUGUUGGGAGUUUUGCUAGAAAUCUGGUAAUGGCCUUAUACUCAGAAUGGCAACAGGAUCGAGGUUCUGGGUUGAAUGAUCUUCCAAAUGCAGAUCAGUUUGUUUCCAGAUUGGUUGAGGUUGCCUGUGAGGCUAAGUGUAGAGAGCUGAUCGGGGAUUGUAUUCGACUAUUUGUGAGCACAGCUGUGGCUGUUUAUCUUGAUAAAACGAUGAAUAUCAACACCUAUGAUGAAAUCUUCUCUGGUUUGACUAAUCCUAAGCAUGAAGCUAAAGUACGAGAUAUGUUGGUUUCUGUCUGCAGUGGUGCAAUAGAAACGUUAAUCCGAACAUCUCAUCAUGUCUGGACUACAGAAUCAGCUGCUGCUUCGAAGUUGAAAUCUACUUAUUCCAAGAUUGAUGAUGAAGAUGUUUUUGGUGUAGUUCCAACCACGUUUCGAGCAAAGAAAUUGAUCGAUGAAAAUCAAGAGAGUGGAUGGGUGAGGAAGAUGUCCUCGACAUUGACUGUGCCAAGUAAUAGGAAGUUUGUUCUUGAUAUGACUGGGACAGUAACCUUCGAAACAGUCAGAUGUUUUCUGGAGUUUCUGCUUCAGAAGCUUUCAGAGUGCAUGAAGAGAAGUGUUGAUGUUGUCCAUGAGGAAGUGGUCGAUAGGGGAGUUGAAGCAAUGAGAUAUGUGAGUGGCAGAUCGUCUGCAGUCACUUCUUUGUGUCUUACUUUAUGUUUGAACAUAUUGAACAGCCCUUGGGUUCUUGUUCCCAACUAG
Sesamum indicum (sesame) is the source of this 1233-nucleotide messenger RNA. RefSeq names its product protein PHLOEM PROTEIN 2-LIKE A10. Lineage: Eukaryota; Viridiplantae; Streptophyta; Magnoliopsida; Lamiales; Pedaliaceae. The record is from RefSeq and is a predicted model, not a curated record.